Molecule: messenger RNA, 4526 nt
Organism: Pyricularia oryzae 70-15
Lineage: Eukaryota; Fungi; Ascomycota; Sordariomycetes; Magnaporthales; Pyriculariaceae
Product: cutinase transcription factor 1 beta
Exons: 4
Coding region: 952-3981 (1009 amino acids)
Biological process (GO): regulation of DNA-templated transcription; DNA-templated transcription
Molecular function (GO): DNA binding; zinc ion binding; DNA-binding transcription factor activity, RNA polymerase II-specific
Source: RefSeq, a predicted model, not a curated record
CAAAAGAGGAAACAAGUACCACUGAAUAAAAUAAAAUAAAAUAACAAAUCAAAACAAGUACCUACCUUACCUACAGUAUUAGAUCAAGUAGGUUCCUUUUUCCAACUAACUCAAUGCAUCUGUACCUACAUAACCUGUCUUUCUGCCUACCUGCCUGUCUCGGAGUCCCGCCGAAACCGCUCUUCUGCCUUUCUUUGUUUCCGAUGCCACCUCAUCCUGACACUCGGCCAUCUGACUGACUCCCACUGAUUUUCUAUUUUGCCCUGUGCUCUUCGGAAGGACGGUUUUGCAUGCGUGCGGCAAGCAACUCUCUUUUUGUUUUCGGGGCUCUCGACAGAAAAUAAGAGAGGAAAGAAGAGAGACAGGAGGAAAAGCUGGGGGUUACCUCUUUGGUCAUCUCCAAGUACCUCGAGUUGAGUUGAGGUCUAUGCUUUGGCGCUUGUGAUGGCCACGAGUCCAGAGACGUCGCCUCUUACACGCACGACUCGCCGCAAGACACGCCCACCGGCUCGAGAGCAAGAUACAGCUGCUCGUCAAACCUUAAAAAAUUCUACAGAAGGCUUACUGCGCCAACAAUCCUAGAAAGCAGAGACGGCGGUCGGUCUGGUCCGAACGGCGCGUCGUGUUUGCCACACACACAUACACAUCACGCAUCCACGCCACACACAGACGGAUACUUGGCGAUUUAGCUACCGAUAGCUGCUCCUUUCUGAGACGGUUAGCUGCCAAAACAACAAGAAAACAAACUAAACAGGUCAACAUUACAUGGGCGGAUUUUAUUUUGCUUCCCAAGCAAAGGACAAGAGCUGCGGGUUGGAGGGAUAACGACAAAGUGGUUGGGGAAACAUUGACGAGCUUCGAAACCUGGACGAACGAUAGCCGGGUGGAUUAUUACCCUGGCCCUUGCGACAACAAACAAACAUACCAACAACGCACACAGCGCAUCCCACUAUGAGCGGGAGCGAUAGCGACUGCGAGGCCUCGCCGGCAUCCAGGCCCUCCUCGGUCGAACGACAGGAUUCGCCCUCCAUCGCCGCCGCCACCACCUCUUCUGAAUCGCCCAAGACGACGACGACGACGACCAAGGCGACCGCGCCAUCUUCGCCACCCCAAAAGAAGCGCAAAGAGUCGACGUCGGCUGGCACGGGCAAUGAUGCGGAUAGCGGGGAACCAGCAACCAAGAUCACAAAACGACGAGCGGCACGCGCCUGCGUGAGCUGCAGGGCGCGCAAGGUACGAUGCGACGUAGUGGAGGGUGCUCCAUGUGGGAAUUGCCGUUGGGACAAUGUGGCUUGCAUUCUUUCAGAAAGUCGCCGGCGAAAGAAAAACAUCUUCGCGGGCAGCACGCUUGGCGCAGGCCAAUUAGGAACGCCCGUCAGCACCGAUACUCUGCGAGCCAAGACGGCGACGGGAAAUGCACCCAUCAGCCUCUCGAGCGCGGAUUUGCGGAGACCAAGCGAGGAUGCCGUGUCAAUUGCUGCAUCUUUGGGCAACGGUGGAAUGGAAAAUCACGACGGCGCCGGCGCCGCAAUAGGCCAUGCGAAUGGUACUGGAAUCUUGGAUCAAUCGCACCUGGAUGGCCACGGACAUGUUCCUCAUCUAAUUUAUCAGCAACGGGCGAAUUACCGAUCCGAGAACUCGAGCGAAUUGCUUUCCAAGCUGGGCGACAGUUUGAACAACCAGCAGCGACUUCUGUGGCCCGACCCUCCAUUAAAUCCAGAUAGUCUCUUUGGCGACGUCCGAACUGCCCAGUUCCUCAGUUCUCUCGAGGAGCCCGACCUUUCAAUAUUUUCGCAGCUUCCUGCCUUUGUCAAGCCGUUGCCCGCCAAGCUUGCCUCUGAGGAUGUCAAGUAUCUGCACGCCAAGGGCGCCCUUGCCCUUCCCGAUCUCAGCUUGCAGAAUGCGCUCCUCCAGUCAUAUGUGGAAUACGUCCACCCUUACAUGCCCCUGAUAGACAUACACGACUUUCUCAAUGCGAUUCACUCGCGGGAUGGCCUCUGCGGCCAGAUAAGCCUGUUUCUCUAUCAUGCAGUCAUGUUUGCAGCAGCGGCCUUUGUUGAUAUCAAGCAUCUGCGGGACGCCGGGUAUCCGACUAGGAAGGCGGCACGAAAGUUUUACUUUAGCAAAACUAGGCUUCUGUACGACUUUGACUACGAAUCAGAUAGGCUGGUCCUGGUACAGGCCCUCCUUCUCAUGACCUACUGGUACGAAACACCUGACGACCAGAAGGACACUUGGCACUGGAUGGGAGUUGCCAUUUCAUUGGCCCACACUAUCGGGCUUCACCGCAACCCGGGUAGCACAAACAUGGCUCCUCGUAAACAGAGGUUAUGGAAGCGAAUAUGGUGGUCAUGCUUCAUGCGUGAUAGGCUUGUGGCGCUCGGCAUGCGGAGGCCAACCCGGAUCAAGGCUGAGGACUUUGAUGUGCCGAUGCUAACCGAGGCCGACUUCGAGGUCGAGGCCUUGUCGGACGAGAACCAGCUUCUGCCGGCCGAGUGCACAGUUGUUCGCGACCUCGGGAUGCAGAAGGAGCUUGCGGAACUAUGCAUCCAGAAGGCAAAGCUAUGCGUCUUGAUCAGUGGAAUGCUCAAGGCGCAAUACUCUGUCCUGAUUCGAGAUGCCACAAAGCCGGAUAACACGACCAACAGCACGAUGAUGCUGUUCCCCAACAAGAACCUUGAGAAUAUUGACAGCAUCAAUGUGGUUGAUUUAGAGCUUAAGUCUUGGCUCGAGAACCUCCCCCCGGCCGCGCAGUAUCGCCCGCUCACGACGAUGGAUAUUCAGCACGGACGCUCGACGGUUGCAGUACAGAGGAACCUUCUGCACAUGGUCUACUACACCACUGUAUCGGCUCUCCACCGCCCGCAGUUCUUGCCUGCAUCGCCGUUCCAAGUACCGACGGCCUCGCGCCAGGUACAGGAUAUGUCACGCAUGCGCGUGCGCGAAAGCGCUGCUCGCAUCACACACAUGGCCACUGAGCUACACGGCCUGCGCUUGGAGCGCUUCCUGCCUACGACAGGCGUUACUGUUAUUCUCCCCGCCAUGAUCAUCCAUCUAUUGGAAAUGAAAAACCCCGUGAUGGAAGUUCGCGAGAAGGCCACCAAGGGCUUCCGCCAGUGCCUGCAGGUCAUGGAGAAGCUGCGAGACAUAUACUCGGCUGCCGAUUUUGCAACCGUGUUCCUGGAUGCUGCUCUUCGCAAGGCAGCAAUUGACUUGAACAACCAGCCAAGCGCCACAGGCCCUACUGACACACUGGGGAGUGCCGCGGCACAGAGACAGCUGCAAAUGCACAAACUGCAGAUGUUGCAGCGGCAGAGCCAGCUUGGCCAGAAAGUGAGCCUGAGGACCAAACCAACAACGAUAGCGCCUGCCAUCAACCUUACAGGCGCUGCUUCACUCAGGCGAGAGAUGGGAGGAGGUGGCGACGAGCUGUCCACCCCGCCACCUGAGAACGCGCCAUAUCUGAACCAAUUCGAGAUGGGACUUUUCCACGGUGAACGAUCUUACGCCGAGACGCAGCAGAACGGCCGCGGUGAUCUAGCGGAUGACUUGCACAAGGCCGGACCCCUUGGAUCUGUGGGUUCGAACGACAUUGACCCGGCUGCUCUAGCGCGCGUAGUCACUGGUGCGGGUCAAUCGCCACCGCAUACCGAGAGGGAUCUGGAUUCUGGAGUGGGUCUCACGCCCUCGGCGAGCGUCGGCUCGUCGUCUAGUGGAGUCGAUGGCUACGAUAUGAUGGACGUGGUGGACUUUGGCACGGGUCAGGACGAGUUUGACUGGAAUGCGAUGACGGGCACCAAUCUCGACUUUGAUCAGUGGCUUCAAUUCCCCGCUGAUGGUGCCGGCGGAGCCGGUGGUGACGACGACAACGGUGGUGGGGAGAAGAUUGGCGGUCUGCCAAACGACGACGGCCACGAUACGAUCAUGUUUGACGGUCACAUGAAUGGGAAUAACGCACAGCAGGUGGCUGUAUCGUCUUGAUGACACAAGGUGCACUACGACAUGCUAGGCUGAAACACCGCAUUUUGGUUUUGGGAGUUUGGUUUUUUCUUUUUACGGGUUGGCAUGGGAAUGGUUGGCUCUUUUCUUGGGAACAAAAAAGUACACGCGGGUCACGUCGUUUCGGUGUCGGUUUCGAUGUCACAACCUAUGAUGCCUAGGUACUAUUUCUUCGGGUUUCCAAGUCUUGUUUUGUUCUGUUGACUUUUCUUGAGGGAGAAAAAAGAAAGGGAUUAGUAUAUCUCUUUGCAUAUACCCACCGCCAGGUGCAGUUUUUUGUACACUGUAUUCCUGUACAAGCUUCAAGUAUAGAACUUGGCUUUCUUUUUUUUUGGCUAUAGAAUGGCCUCACGGGCUGACGUUUGUCUUGUUUUUGAUUAGCCAACACCGGACGAUGUUGUUGACGGUGCAGUUUAGACUUUUUUGUAUGCCUAUGCUUGGAAUCGUCUCGGUCUGAAUUGAUGCCUAUGCUCAUGUUCGCCUAGGUGUGGCCGAUCCCGAAGUUCAUCUUGCCAAUUGUGUUAACC